This is a messenger RNA of Spodoptera frugiperda (fall armyworm), 1984 nucleotides long. Its product is annotated as UDP-glycosyltransferase UGT5-like. Gene Ontology annotation, molecular function: UDP-glycosyltransferase activity. The transcript has 5 exons. Lineage: Eukaryota; Metazoa; Arthropoda; Insecta; Lepidoptera; Noctuidae. The coding region runs from base 163 to 1728 and encodes 521 amino acids. The record is from RefSeq and is a predicted model, not a curated record.
UAAUUAUCUUAGUAUGUGAGUAGGUACAUGUAUAGAGUAUGGCGAAUUUUAACGCGCGGCCCUCAGUACGAUAUGUUCUUUAAUAGUGAGUAGUCUGAUGAAUAUCAGGUUACGCGAAACUGGCAAUUUUUUGAAAUAAGUUUUUUUCUUGGUACACAUAAAAUGGACGCCUUAAAAAUAAUCUUAUCUUUCUUGGCUCUUUUUCAAUGUUGUGAGUCCGCUAACAUUUUAUAUGUGGUCCCUUUUACUUCAAAAUCUCACUAUAUUAUGCUAAAACCUAUUGGUUUGGAGUUGGCUCGAAGGGGGCAUAAUGUGACUGUGAUUACUGGCCAUAGGGUUGAGAAUCCACCACCAAAUUACCAUCAAUACAUGGUGGAUGAAAAGGAAAUCUGGGAUGUGAUAGGAGGCAGCCGACCAAAUGUAUUCCAAAUGGUAGAAAUAUCAGCAGAAAAAUUCCACGAGAACGUACUAUGGAAAGGAGGAUUAGCGUUUACCGAACUCACUCUAAACUCGACGCAAAUCAGAAGACUGUUACAAGAAGAUACCAAAUUCGACUUAGUGAUAAACGAACAGUUUUACCAAGAAGCUAUGAAUGUACUAGCCUAUAAGUACAACGCUCCUAUGGUCUUAGUGACAACGUUUGGUAACUGUAUGCGACAUAACAUAGUUGCAAGGAAUCCCUUGCAGUUAGCUACAGUCCUCUCAGAAUUUUUGCCUGUCAGAAAUCCGACGACGUUCUGGGCUAGAAUGAGGAACUGGUACUUCACUAUAUACGAAUACGUUUACUGGAGAUUCUGGUUCUUGGAAGAACAAGAGAAACUUGUGAGGAAGUAUUUACCAGAUUUGCCAAAACCAGUGCCCAGUCUGUAUGAUUUGCAGAAGAAUGCCUCCCUUAUACUGCUGAAUGGACACUUUAGUUUUGAUACGCCUGCUGCCUAUCUUCCAAAUGUCGUUGAAAUUGGUGGAGUGCAUCUCACUAAGAGUGAUACGAAGUUACCUGAGGAUCUACAAAAGAUAUUAGACAACGCAAAGGAUGGCGCCGUGUAUAUGAACUUUGGUUCAAACGUACGCAGUUCGGAGCUUCCUGAGGAGAAAAGGAGGGCAUUCCUCAAUGUGUUUAGGAAAUUGAAACAAACUGUUCUAUGGAAAUGGGAGGACGAUAAUUUGGAAAACAAACCUGACAACCUGAUUGUAAGAAAAUGGCUCCCACAAAAGGAAAUUUUAUCUCAUCCGAACGUAAGAGUGUUUAUAUCCCACGGCGGCUUAAUAGGAACGCAGGAGGCGAUCUACCACGGAGUUCCAAUCAUAGGGAUUCCAAUUUACGCGGAUCAGUAUAACAACUUGUUGCAAGCCGAAUCUUAUGGCUUUGGGAAAAUUUUGGAGUACCAUGACAUUAAUGAGGCAACAUUUUCAGACAUGUUACAUGAGGUGCUUACUAACGAAUCUUAUAGAGUUAAAGCUAAAGAAUUGUCGACAAGAUUUAAAGACAGACCAAUGGAUGCCUUAGAAACGGCCAUGUUUUGGAUUGAAUAUGUUAUCAGGAAUAAAGGAGCACAUUAUAUGAAGAAUCCUGCUUUAGACUUAAGUUGGUUUGCUUAUACAAUGAUAGAUGUAUACGCCUUCGUUUUGAUUCUAGUACUUGGUUCUCUCUAUGUAAUCACGAAGAUAUUUAAGCUAAUUUCAAGUUUGUUUGAACCGAAAUCAACGAAAAAACAGAAGAAACAUUAGUUUAAGAUAAAGUUUUGUCGCUACACUAAUAUUUAAGUAAGAUAAAUGUAAUAAAUCACAAAUCUUAUCGAUACUUUAGUAAUUAAUAUUUCAUUGAAAUAUCAAACUUGUGAUCCGUAGUUUAUAUUGAAAGUUUAUCGAUCUGUAAAUAUUUUAUUAGGUGUAUUGGAUUAUUUUGAAUCACGAUACAUAUUGAGUUGUUUAUUUAUUAUUAAAAUAUUACUUUAUGUAUAAAAAUAAAGUUAUUGUUAUCUAA